Molecule: messenger RNA, 3951 nt
Organism: Seminavis robusta
Lineage: Eukaryota; Bacillariophyta; Bacillariophyceae; Naviculales; Naviculaceae
Source: the annotation of a GenBank genome assembly
UAGCUAUCUAGCUACAGUAGCUAGUCGACAUCUAGCAGCAAGAUCUGGCAACCAAGUACAUGUAAGUGGCUGUUACCGAAGCCAACCAACCAGCCACAAGUGACAAGUUUUUAGCAAGCUACUUGCUAGCUAGCCAUGAAGGCAAUGACUUCUCUCGCGCAUGUAGAAUAAGUGGAAUGAACGGAAUGGAAUGGAAUGACCCUCUGCCAUUGGUGUGCCGUGGCAUCUUGGUGGUCGUACUGCAUGUACCGGUAGUAGUUUAUGAUGUUGGCCUAGUGUAAAUUUCGCCUUCGAGGCGACGUGGGCAUUGUGCUCUGGUGGCGAAAGGCCUGUUCCACAGUGACCAUUUCUUUAGAAAAAGUGUUUGUUCCCAUUAUUUUUACUCAUCAGCAUAAAAGGACACAGAAAAAACGGCAUUUUAGCUGCAGCAAGGAGCGGAGAGGUGCUACCACAGCAAGCCAUAUCAAUGCUUAGCCUGUUAGCUAAUAAUAGCUAGCCAAGGUGUCAAUCUCCAUAGGACACCAGCUAGAAAGCAGCUCCUAGCUAGCUAGAUAGACUGACUAGCUAGCUAGCUAUCUACAUAGCUAAUUCUAGCUAGCUUCGCUUAGCUGCUGGUAAAGCAAGAUGCACGGUGAUUUGGACGAGAGCGACCGAUUGGAUCAAUCCAAGGACAACCAGCACGAGCUGCUAGUGACUUGGAACCGACGCAAUACCGGUGCCAAUGGCAGCCAUACCCAGCUGAAUGACGCUCAGGAAGAGGAAGACGACGAGGAACAAGAAGAGCUCGAACAAGAAGUAGAGGUUGUCAAGUUGAAACUGACCGUGCUGCAAGGAGAUCAGUUGGUGCCAAAAGACAGGAAUGUACUCGGUCAAUGGACCACGAGUGAUCCCUACGUCAAGUGUUCUUUCUUUCCUGAAGGCGUUGAUGGAAUUGGAAUGAAGUCCAUGGAAAAUGGCACCGACCAAGAUGAAAAUGCGCGGGGCGGGAGCGCGAAGUCGAAGAAAAAGAAGAAAAAGAGAAAAUCCAAGAAAAAUGCCGAAAGAGGGGAAAUCACAUUGGGCCAGAGUGAGGUUAUCCGGUACACUCUAUCACCCAAAUGGGAUUUUCAAGUGGAAAUCGAGUUUGCUGUGGAAAGACUCACUGAAGAUGCUCAAUUCAGGGUCACCAUCAUGGACUGGGAUGAAGAUCUCAUUGCUGGGGUGGUGCCAUCAGAUGAUGAUCUCAUGGGCGUUGUCCCGGUCAAUGUCACGCCCAAUUUGUACCAAAAUUUACGAAACACAACCCGCACCAAAUGGUAUGGAGUCCCCGCCACGUCGGCUUCCAGGGCAUCCGGGAGAAUCCAGUGUCGUUUGGAUGUCACCAAAAUACACAAAAAAACAAAAGACAUUAUGAGUCGACCCAUUCCCAUCAAACCAAUCGGAAAACCCAUUCUGAACCAGGCAACCUACAAACCUUCACAAGCGGAAAAGGAACGCAAAAAGCAGCAAAAGAAACAGGCCAGAGAACAGCGAGAAAUCGCAGGAGCAUUGGCCAAAGGAGAAAGAAUAACAAUCAAACGAAGCUCCAGCAUUUCCAAUAUAUUCUCCUCCAUGAGCAGUGCCAGCACAGAUUCUUCCGGUCCUGCUCCAGAGCCAGCUGGCGGAGGUGCCGGCAGAUCCUUCAAGAGAAGUGGGAGCAUUUCCAAUUUACUAUCCACCCGAACCAUUGCCAGCACCUCAGACCUAAGGUCCAGCAAUGUCUCUGCCAGUACUACCAGCAACGGCAUGAGAGCAAGUGCCAGCUCAGCGGAACUGAAAUCCCCAAAGAAAUCUGCCUUUCGAAGCAUGAAAAAAUCGCUCUCAAAAAAAAACCUUUUGGGGGGACUGUCCAAAAUCAAAUCCUCAAGGUCCAACAGCCCAAAACGAAAUUCAGGGGCUAGUAGCAAAGGGGAAGGAGACAACCAGAAUACGUCCUCCAUUCAUCCAGAAAUGACACCACCCACCAACGACAAUACACAAGGCACUGACGGUGAGACUCCCAAGAACGAUCCACAAUCCAACGGAAUUGGUCCUGGGGGUCUGUCUGCCUUCGCUUCACGUGCCGCCAGUAGUCGAAGACUGGAACUUGCCGAUGUGGAGGCACUCGAACGGCAAGAUGAAGCCACGGAAAGAUCACGACCAGUGCGGCAACGAAGCAAUGCUAGAUUGGCUGGUGGGGUCGGGCGAAGAUCUCUCUCCAUGAGACGGCUCACCGUUUCCAGCUCGGAGUCUGCCAAGAACGUCACCGGAAUUCAGCAAGGUGAUUUUGAUAUGAGCAACCGGAGAGCACUUUCCAGUAGAAGACUUGUCGCCAGUAGCCAUCUCUCAGCCAGAAAUGUCGCCAAUCUUCAACGCGUUUCCAGCACCACCAGCACCAGCAAGGGCAUGGACGAAAGCAAGAGGGACAGUGCCAGAAACCAACCUGAUUCCACGCCCAAGAGGAACGACAGCGGUGAUCCCACCGCAAUAAGAAGAAAUGGAACCAAUGAAUCUACCAACAGCAUGAAGAGAAACAGCAAGUCAGAUCGUCCCAGUAUCAGCAAGAGAAGAGACAUUAGUGAUUCCUCCACCAUAAAAAGAAAUGACAGCAGCGGGUCAAUCAACAGCAUCAAAAGGGACAGCAAAUCGGAACGUUCCAGUCUCAGAAAUUCUUCGAGAGCCUCGCCCAAGAGGGAAAAAGAAACAAGCAACAGCGAAAAAAGUGGCAAAGAAGCUGCCGAACAGCUACCGAGCCAAUCAGAAGAGACGACAAAACAGGAGCAACAAUCUGCAAGGUCCAGUCCAAGAAGCGUGCGCCCGGAACAAACCAAGGCUGUCACCGGCCAAGCGCCUCAACCUCCACCGGGCAACGCUGCAACCGCUGGCACUAGUACUGCACCUCCAGCCACUGCCAGUAUGCGUUCUUCUGAGGAUGAGCGCCGCCCCACCGGUAUUGUACCCAGCCAGCCCGCACCAAGCCAUGAUCGAUCGAGACGGGAAGUCGAAGUAGCUCCCACUUGUACUGCACCUCCAGCCAAUGUAGGUGCUCCUGAGGAUAUGCACAGCCGUAUUGUACCCACCCAGCCCGCACCAAGCCAAGGUCGAUUGAUACGGGAAAUCCCCAGAGCCCCUGUUGCGGCCACCACCGCCACCGCCGCCGCCUCGAGUCUUGAAAUAGCCCCACCAGCUGCACCUGCCAACUUCAUGACAAGUCAUCCGCAGCACCACGAGCAGCACCAUGAGCAGGCCUUUGUAGCUCCAGCCACCCCUGCCAGAAUUCCAGAACGAAGGAGCGCGGAAAACGUUACUCACGCUUCCCCUGCAACAACGGCAACUGCCAUGACAGGGUACGAGGAGACCUUGAUGCAAACACAAGCGACGACAGCAGCAGCAGCGACCACAUCUUAUUACGACGAGAAUUACCACCAUCCUCAAAACUACUACCACCAAGACCCCUACGAUCCGAAUCAAUAUCAUUACCAACCAGAGUACAAUGAAGUACCGCCGCCGGUAGGGGACACUGUGGCAGGAUUCUACCAAGAUGCGGAAGGCGAGACGUACUAUUUGGAUCAGAACGGAGUGGAGUAUUACAAAGACAAGGAUGGCAACUGGUAUGCAGACUACACACCUGGUGGGGAGCAGGUCUGCUCGGAUGGAGCGGGCUGGUUCGAAGACGCAGAGGGCGUUCCCUUUUACGUGGAUGAUAACGGUGUGGAAUACUAUCAAGAAGCGGAUGGGGAAUGGUAUGGCGACCAUGGUCAGCACCUGCCAAAAUCUAUGAUGGUUGCAGCCACACAGGCGGCAAUUCAGCAGCAGUAGAGACUGCUGGCCCACUGCCACAGUGAAACCUACAGAAGCAAGUGUACCUGUAAUAAUUGAUGACAUUUACUAGUGUACCUGUGCUUUCUUCAGAUAGUUUAAAUUGACUAUACUCUAGUAUACUCUAGCUAGUGG